AUGACCACCACCGGGGACGUCUGGCACAAUUUCGAAAAUGACUCGGUGCAAUCCAUGCUGGAGAACUCUGGUAGUGUAGCCAGAGACCAUCUAGCAUCAGAACGGACCUUUCUGGCCUAUGUUCGGACGAGCUUAGCCAUUGCAUCCACUGGAGUCGCCCUGAUACAACUCUUUAAACUUGCUAUGAAUACCGAUGACCCGAGUCUCCCAAGCCCUGUCCAUGUGGGAAGGAGCCUGAGGCCAUUUGCUGUACCACUCGGAGCCACUAUGCUAGUAUUUGGAUUCGUCGUUCUGAGCACUGGCACGAUACGUUAUUUCACUAUACAGAAAGCUUUGACCAAAGGCAUGUUUCCAAUUGCACGUUUUGUGAUGACGGGGAUUGCCAUCGCACUGGGGAUCGUAAUUAUCAUUGUUUUCAGUUUGCUAGUUGCAGAAAGGAAUGCGUCUUAA
Molecule: messenger RNA, 450 nt
Organism: Pleurotus ostreatus (oyster mushroom)
Lineage: Eukaryota; Fungi; Basidiomycota; Agaricomycetes; Agaricales; Pleurotaceae
Exons: 4
Coding region: 1-450 (149 amino acids)
Source: RefSeq, a predicted model, not a curated record